Triplophysa dalaica is the source of this 7193-nucleotide messenger RNA. RefSeq names its product receptor-type tyrosine-protein phosphatase eta-like. Gene Ontology annotation, molecular function: protein tyrosine phosphatase activity. The transcript has 8 exons. Gene Ontology annotation, biological process: negative regulation of MAP kinase activity; protein dephosphorylation. Bases 5279 to 6226 code for a protein of 315 amino acids. The record is from RefSeq and is a predicted model, not a curated record. Lineage: Eukaryota; Metazoa; Chordata; Actinopteri; Cypriniformes; Nemacheilidae.
ACAUCUUUUUCCUUCUCUUAACUUCUCUCUUCAUGCUUUUGUCCCUAGGUUUAUGAUUUCUUAUCAACCCUUCCAUUUCUUCACACACUGCCAUAUCAAAAGUUCCACUUUCUGGCCAUGAAGUUCUUAAUUUUUUGUUCUCUCUGCCCAUUUCUUAGAAAUUUCCCCAAUCAGUUCUCUGCUCACAGGAUAUCUUGUUCUUAGUAUCUCUACGAGAGUGGAGGCCAUUCUCUAUUUAUUAUCUUCACUUAGUCUGUUAGUGGGGCGCCUCUUUGUUUUAUUGCGACCUAUGGCCCUAGGUUUUGUGGUGUUAUCUGCACGAUCAGCCUCUUCAGUGUAACGGCCUGAAACUGCAACUACUCUAUUUCUCUCUGCUUGUUGGUUGUACACAAUAUCUUACUUUCCCAAUUUAUGUAUCUUGUUUCUACAUAAACCUGUAUUGCUGGGUGACUGAUUAAUCUAUAGUUUCUCCCCCCACCUCGUGGAUAACCUUGUCUUACUCCUUGCAAUAAAUAGGGUUCACCAGGUUGUGGAUUGGGAAUUUUAUGAUCAGUGAGACACGCUGUAACGCGGUGUCUAGAUUGCAAAAUCUAUUAAUUCUAUGGAAGCAAACUCCUAAGUAGUUUCUCAAUAUCUCUACUUUACAACAACUGCCUACUAUAUCUCUCCAAUUUACGUAUGGCCACUCCUGCUCAAUUUGUUCUAAAUUCUGAACUCCCACUAAUUCGUUCAAGAUAUAAUUUUUCUUUUCUUCUGUCAGUGGCUUCUUAAUGCCUGCUAAAUCCCUAUAAAAUGAUUCUCUCCAGAAAUGAUCACUAACUCCCUUUGUCUCAGUCAAUAUUCUGGCUACUCUUAUUCUCUCAAAAUAUGAUUGUAAGCUUUCCUCAUCUAGCAGUUCAAUUCUAGCCAUAUGUUUUUAAAACAUCAGUGGAACAUGAAAAUAAUUCACAAUCCAGCAAUGCUUUUCACUUUUCACUCAAUGUAAAACAGUUCUUUUCACAGCAGCACUCUGGUCUCAUACGCUCACAGCACGCAGAAUACUCACACACUCCAGAGGCCCUUCUGCUGUCUAAUAAAUCACUUCUCACAGAUUCCAGCACACACACACUCAGGCCUUAUGGUCUGAGAUUUUGAUUUUUUCUGUGUACAUUCUAACGACUUUAUACCAUAAAAGUAUCUCACAAUUUUUAAAACACAUUUAUAAUCAGCAAAAUAUAUCUUCUAUUUUUCCGUUUGACAAUGCUCUUCGUGCUUUAAUCAAUGCAGCUCUCUUUUUUUUUUUUUUUGGCUGCCGUUAAGUCUCAUGUGCUCACUGUGAGCCAAACACACACACACUCUAUGUCCUUCAAAUCUUUAUCUGACUCCUCUCCUAUCUUCUACACACACACUCUUGCUUCUCUCGUGUUCUCAAAUAGUUUUUCUAUUAAACCCAAAUGCACACUUUAUUUUGCAUUCAUGUUUUUUCUCAAAUACUUUUAUUACCACAUGAAACUUUGACACAGACAAACUGUAAAAACUUGCAACUAGUUUCGAAACGCAUGCCUCUUUAAACAUCAAAAACCUAACACUCCUUCUUCUCAUACAUUUUACUGGACAAACAUUAUACUGCAAUUUUUAUUUGUUCCAUGUCCUUUUUCCCAUUCACACAUAUGCACUCUCUCUCUCAUUCACUUUUUCAUACGCACACACUUGCGGGGCCUCCUAGCCUCCCACUCUCACACACACACUCACACCCUCUUCUUCACACACACAGAGUCUCACAGGCUGAGGGUUUUUCUCUCUCUCCCUCACUCCUGGGUUUUUCUAUCGUCACAAUUACAAUAUACAACAAAAUAUAGUAUAUAUCACAACGCAUUCAUACCCUCCACGUGACCUGCACCUAACAGGAUUUCUCACGCUCCCUAGAGCGUCUUCGCGACCUACGCGGCACGUCCCAAGACGUGACCUGUUUCUCUUAAACAGGAAUUUCACAUCCUCUCGAUGUCUUGCAACAACUAUUGCGCACACUCGCCCAGCAGUGUGACUCGCCACCUAAGCGAGAUUUAUGUCCUCUUGACACCUUGCACUCACCAGUGCGACACGUUUCAUUCAACCAUACUUACUUACACUCUUUCAUACACACAAUCACGCACACACAUUUCUUGAGAUCUGGAUACCCUUAAGACUUGGCAAACUAGUGCAAUUUCUAACAUUAAAUUUUGUUCAAUUUAGGAGAGGCUUUUAGAGGACAAACGACAUUCAGAGUUUACCUUUAGCUGACCGCACAAAACUUAUACUAUAAAGCAAAUAUGCUCACCUGUUUUAGGGCCCUUUUUUGUGCGAUCAGCUUGUCUGGUUCACCCGUCACAGCCGUCAGCCUCCUCCCCUCUAACCUGGAUCACGUCUCGGGGUCACCAAAUAUGUUGUGGCGAAUCGGCCUUCCAUCGCAGAAAGAAAUCUCAGAGACAAGGGUUCCAGGUGCCAAGAGUUUAAACUUUAUUUGCCCGGACAAACAAAGUGGGAUAUUCAGAGUUCAUCUGAAGGGAUCCAACGAAUACAUAUCUGACUCCAUCUUUUAUACAUUGUUUCCCAGUUGUUAUCACAGUUUAAACCAAUCAUGUGUGCAUGACAUCGUCUUCUUCCAAUCAGUUUUCAUAUGAUAUCACCUUUUCGUUAGCCCGUCCCUCUGCCCUCAUAGUUCCGGCCUACCCUAUUAAGAUUUAAUGGUGGCGUGAACUCCUCAAAAACAGGCGCCUCUUAUCUUAACACUUUCCUGGGGGUUUCGGGGGCGAUACAUGAUUUAACCAUGUUCCUAUCAAAGGUGAACUUAUGGUUUAGCGAUAAUAAGCUUCCCGGUGUCAUUGGUGGUAUGUUAUUUACUUAAACUUCCCUACAAAAAUGUGUGGGGUGUACGUCUUAGUUCUAAAAGAUAUAUGGCGUGUGUGCAGAUGUUCAUCAGCUCAUACUUAUACAUGAGGCCCAAUAUUGUUUCAUAAGAAUACAUGAAACCUAUAACGAACUAAAUGUAUUAUUUUAUAUAAGAAAACUCAACACUAUAAUAGAAAAACCACCAUAGUCGCAGGGGCAGCAGUCUAAGCAGGGAUGCCCAGACUUCCCUCUCCCUAGACACUUCCUGCAGCUCUUCCGGGGGGACACCGAGGCGUUCCAAGGCCAGCCGGGAGACAUAGUCCCUCCAGCGUGUCCUGGGUCUUCCCCGGGGUCUCCUCCCAGUGGGACAUGCCCGGAACACCUUCCCGGGAAGAUGUCCAGGGGGCAUCCGGAAAAGAUGCCCGAGCCACCUCAGCUGGCCCCUCUCGAUGUGAAGGAGCAGCGGCUCUACUCUGAGCUCCUCCCGAGUGACCGAGCUUCUCACCCUAUCUCUAAGGGAUCGCCUAGCCACCCUGCGGAGAAAGCUUAUUUCAGCCGCCUGUACCUACAGCUCAUGACCAUAGGUGAGAGUAGGAACUUAGAUUGACCGGUAAAUCGAGAGCUUCGCCUUGCGGCUCAGCUUCUUCUUCACCACGACAGACCGGUACAGCAACCGCAUUACUGCAGAAGCUGCACCGAUCCGUCUGUCUAUCUCCCGUUCCAUCCUUCCCUCACUGGUGAACAAGACCCCCAGAUACUUCAACUCCUCCACUUGAGGCAGGGACUCUCCACCCACCUGAAGUGGGCAAAGCCACCCUUUUCCGACUGAGAACCAUGGGCUCAGAUUUGGAGGUGCUGAUUCUCAUCCCAGCCGCUUCACACUCGGCUGCAAACCGUCCCAGUGCAUGCUGAAGGUCCUGGUCUGAAGGGGCCAGCACAACGACAUCAGCCGCAAAGAGCAGAGAUGAAAUCGUGUGGUCCCCAAACCCGGCGUCUCCGGCCCCUGGCUGCGCCUAGAAAUUCUGUCCAUAAAAAUUAUGAACAUAACCGCCGACAAAGGGCAGCCCUGCCGGAGUCCAACAUGCACCGGGAACAAGUCUGACUUACUGCCGGCAAUGCGAACCAAGCUCCUGCUAAGGCACAGGGAUGCGACCCUCUCGUUCACCGGGGGGAACUCCAACACAUGGCGGCUGAGCUGGGGGGCUAUAAGCAAACCCAGACCAGCCCGCUGCCUCUCACCAUGGGCAACUCCAGAGUGGUGAAGAGUCAAUCCUCUCUCGAGGAGUGUGGUUCCAGAGCCCAAGCUGUGCGUAAAGGUGAUCCCAAUUACCUCUAGUCGGAAUCUCUGAACCUCACAAUCUCAGGCUCUUUCCCGCCAGAGCGAGACCAGCUAGACGAUGUCCCUAGAGCUAGAUUCCGUGUCCAGGGAUCGGCUUGUCGAGGCCCGCGGCUUCGACUGCCGCCCGAUCCACAUAGCACCGGCCCCUUACGGGCCCUCCUUAAGGUGGUGGGUCGACGGGCGACGUCACUGUCCUCAAAUUUAUUGGCAUCAUAAGGGUUUUUUGAACCGCUCUUAGUCUGACCCGUGACCUAGGACCUGUUUGCCUUGGGAGACCCUACCAGGGGCAUAUAGCCCCAGACAAGAUAGCUCCUGGGGUCUUUCGGUUACUCAAACUAUAUAUUAACAUUAAAAUAACAUUAAAUUUGUCACACUGUGUAAUUUAUAUAUUGUUUAAAAUCUUUAAAAGCACAAAAUUCAGGACUGAAGGUUUUAGGCCCAUUUGAAAAUGUAGGUUUAAAGUUAGUCUGCGAUGAACUGCUCCACGAUGAAGAAUUUGCAGCACACUUCUCAUAGACAAUUUCACAAGACUUGAAAAACACUGGUCCAGAUGUUUUUCCUGUUUCAUUUAUAUCUUAGUUUCACAUCUAGAAUUAGUCUUAAAGAUAUUCAUCUAACAUUUUGAUUUCUAAAUCUUCUUUUGGUUGUAUUUUGUUGUUACGUUUGUGCAGUGUGAAACAGAAAGUGCUUCUGGUUGUUUACGUCUUGUGAAAUGGUCCAUAGGACCAUUAUAAACUGCUAUGCAAUGUUUAAAUGAUCACAAAAACAACAGCAAGCAGAAGUACAAGAGGGCAUAAAGGAGGAUGAGGUCUCUAGAUCACAAGAUCACAAAAACUUUUAUUUAAAUAGACGCAUGUGCAUACAGUUGGGCCAAGUCGGCCAGUUGUCAGGAAUCAAUUGUCGCUCAUGUUUGGCCACAUUUGAUCUACAAUAAAUGAGUCAUGCGUUUUCAUACAAACACGACAGAAAGAAACUAGAAACUUUUUUUCUUUAAAAUAAACUUAAACAAGGUCUAAAUUGUUUAGGGCAAUAACCUUGAGUCCUGUAGUGUGCACUUAGAACUAACAUCCUUACCUUUUCUUUCUUUGUUUUAUGAAAAGCAGUAGUACUGCUUUAAGAUUGGAAGAUUUUGAAGAGUAUUAUAGGAGGAAACAUGCAGACUCCAACUGUGGUUUCGCCGAAGAGUAUGAGGAGUUGAAAACUGUUGGAACUGCUCAGGCCAAAAAUUCAGCACUGUCUAUUGAAAACAAGGCAAAGAACCGCUACAAUGAUGUGUUACCUUAUGAUGCUUCAAGAGUUAAAUUAUCUAUGUGUGGCAACCCUUUUGACGACUACAUCAAUGCCGACUACAUUCCGGGCUACAAUUCAAGAAAGGAGUUUAUAGCCGCUCAGGGUCCGCUACCUGUCACAGUGAAUGAAUUCUGGAGAAUGAUCUGGGAAAAGAACGUCUGCACCUUAGUGAUGCUGACCAAAUGCAAAGAGCAGGGACGAAUCAAGUGUGAGAAGUACUGGCCAUCUGGGACUAGUCAUUACAAUAACAUCUCUGUGACGAUUACCUCAGAGAUACCACUGGAGUGCUGGACGAUACGAGACUUUAGCGUCAAAAAUCUGAAAACAGCGGAGACACGCAAUGUACGGCAAUUCCACUUCACCGCGUGGCCAGAUCAUGGAGUUCCACAGAGCACUGAACUUCUUAAUGACUUCAGACAUGUGGUGAGAGAACACAUAGACCAGUACUCUCGUCAUUCGCCAACUAUAGUACAUUGCAGUGCUGGUGUAGGUAGAACAGGGACCUUCAUUGCGAUCGACCGCCUGAUCUUCCAGAUUGAAAGAGAAAGCAUGGUAGACGUCUAUGGAAUUGUUCAUGAUAUGCGAAUGCACAGGCCUUUCAUGGUGCAGACUGAGGCUCAAUAUGUUUAUCUACAGCAGUGUGCCUAUGACAUGAUUCGAUCAAGAACUGGAACCAAUGUAGACUUAAUUUAUCAGAACCCAGGAGCCCUUCAUAUCUAUGUAAAUUUUCCAGUUAAGAAUGCAAAUUGAUUAUAAAAAUGUGAUCAUGAUAGAUAUUAUGCACAACAUUUAGUUGUGAUUCUGUAAUUCAUUUCUCCUCAAUACAUACAAUAAAAUGACACAAAAAGAUAUAUAUAGAUAAAAUAAAAUUAUUAGGUAAUAUUUUGAAUAAGAGAUUUUUAUUUUUUUACUUUGACAUAACCAAAGAAUAUAUUUGUAUUAUGUAUCAUAUUUAAGAGAAAUGUCAAACUUCUGUAUGUUUCUUCUAUUGCGUUUUUAUUACGAGAGCUUAAUUCUCCAUGCUGAUAUAAGGGACUUUGUGAUUCAUUUUUAUAAAAUGUUUCUUUAUCAGAGUUUACUUAUCAAUACUGUUAAGUAGCUUUAUGGUUUUUCGUCCUGAUGUAUCAAUGUAAAAGGUAUGCUUUCAAUCAGAGGGAAAUUUCUAUUAAAUGAAAUGGACUUGUAAAAAAAUGUGCUUUGUAACAUUGUUCAAUAAUUUGGGACUGAACAAUUCUUUUUUUCCAAUACCUUAUUUUUAUUUUUUUUAUUUUAUUUGAUCCUUUUUUUUCCUUUAAUUAUUUAGCCUUUCAAGGUUUAUGACAAAAAUUUAUGUUUUUACAGUGGUAAUGCUUUUGUUGUGAUAUCCAGACAACUAUGUCUAAAUUGCUGACCAUUGCUAAAUUACAUGGAAUUACAUGACUUUUUCAUCAGGAAUUAUAACUGUAAUGGUAAAACUGUGCUGUUGUAUGUGUUCGUUCUGUGGUAUUGUUUGUCAUUAUUUUAUAUUUAUAUAUCUUUACUAACUUUAGUUAAUUUAACUUUAUGUAUUUAACACUGUGUAUAUGAAUACAGUCCUUGGUUGAGUAAAUUUUGAUAUAAAUAAGCGUCUGCCAAAUGCAUAAAUGUAAAUAAAUGUAAUAAUAUCAUCCGUGGCUUAAACGUGCCAACGUGCAACCAUUAAAACAUAAUAAAUGCCUGGAUCAAUGAGCAAGUGUCA